AUGGCAGCCCUCGCUAAUCGCACUGCGUCCAACGGAAAAACUAUCCUGGUCACUGGCUCGACGGGGUUUAUUGGUUCGCACAUCACGGCGGCCUUCCUAGAAAGCGGAUAUCUCGUCCGGGCUGCAGUGCGCUCCCAGACGGCUGCUUCUCAGGUCUUCAGCACCCAUUCGAAAUAUAUAGACAGGCUAUCGCUGUGCAUUGUACCAGAUAUCACACUGCACGGAGCGUUCGACAGCGCGGUCAGUGAUGUUUAUGGCAUCGUUCACUCAGCUUCCCCGUUCCACUUUAACGCUGAGAGGCUGUCUGAAAUUGUUGAUCCAGCCAUUAGCGGCACGACCUCACUCCUAGAAUCCGCCUACCGGUAUAGCCCGGGAGUUAGGCGUGUGGUCAACACAUCAUCCCUCGCGGCGAUCCUGGACCUCAGUAAGGGUAUCCGGCCUGGGUAUACAUACACAGAGGCAGACUGGAACCCUGUUACUGCCGAUUCGCUCUCAACCGCGGACCCACUCACGCUGUAUUUGGCAAGUAAGGCUUUGGCCGAACAGGCAGCGUGGAAGUUUAUGGAGGACGAGAAGCCUGGCUUCACCUUGACCACCAUCUGUCCCGCACUCACGUACGGGCCCAUUAUCCACCACGUGGAAAGCCUCUCGGGCCUCAACACGAGCAUAGCUGACUUCUACCGGCUCAUGGAUGGAACGUGUGCUGCUGUGCCUGAGGGAUCACCUAUCUCAUGCGUAUUUUCGGAUGUCCGGGAUGUGGCCAAGGCUCACCUGCUUGCCUUUGAGUCUCCCGAUGCCGCAGGCCAGCGCUAUCUCGCUGUGAAUGGCUCUUACGCUUAUCAGCAAAUCGUUGAUAUCCUUCGCAGUGAGGUCAUGCAGGCACGGGAGAAGACAGCCGUCGGACAGCCUGGUUUGGCAGGGCCCGAAACCUACCGGGUGUCUAAUUCGAAGUCCAGAAGCGAACUUGGCUUGACAUACCGAACUUUGGCGGAAACCGUCGUCGAAACCGCUUACGAUCUGUUGCGAAUCGAAGAAAUUUUGGUAGGAAACAAUGUUCAUGGAUAG
Messenger RNA from Penicillium argentinense, 1065 nucleotides. Its product is annotated as SDR family oxidoreductase. NCBI's taxonomy places the organism in Eukaryota, Fungi, Ascomycota, Eurotiomycetes, Eurotiales, Aspergillaceae. The record is from RefSeq and is a predicted model, not a curated record. Gene Ontology annotation, molecular function: oxidoreductase activity, acting on the CH-OH group of donors, NAD or NADP as acceptor. The transcript is spliced from 2 exons. Bases 1 to 1065 code for a protein of 354 amino acids.